This is a messenger RNA of Eriocheir sinensis (Chinese mitten crab), 627 nucleotides long. RefSeq names its product IQ and ubiquitin-like domain-containing protein. NCBI's taxonomy places the organism in Eukaryota, Metazoa, Arthropoda, Malacostraca, Decapoda, Varunidae. Gene Ontology annotation, molecular function: protein binding. The record is from RefSeq and is a predicted model, not a curated record.
AUGCAGAGACCUGAACAGUCUGGGUUCAUGCCUGGAAGGAUUACCAGAGGCUGCCAGACGGUGUGGGACAAGACCCGGGCCACGCAGACCGUCCGCCAUGCUUACACCCAGACAACGGCCUUCCACCCACUCCUGCUGCCGCCCACGCCCACUCUCAUCACGCCGCGUCCCUACGUGCCUGCCAGACACUACGACAUGGCCAAGGUCGUUACGGUGCAGAGGAUCGUGCGCGGCUUCCUGGGACGACGAAAGACAGUGAGGGUGAUGAGGAUACGGGCGGCGGCUGAGGAAUCAACACGGAGGAGGAUGGAUAAUACAGGGGCCGCUGGUGAGGACCCAGAGCGUGUAUCCUCCCCCCUCGAGUCUUGUUGCAGCACUGACGGAGACUCGGACCCCCAGCAGCGUCGGGAAUGGCUGGUGCCCCUCACUGAACUGUAUGCGCGGCUGGAGAACUGGCGGCGGCGACAGGUGGAGUUGGUGACUGCAACGUUGACGGGGCGGGAUCGGCGGCUGGCACUAUCGGCGCUGCUGGACAAGGAGACAGAGCUGUUGCGGGCGCUGGAGGCUCACCGCGCCAUUCGCUCCGCCCGACGCAGAAACGCCGCUGUGGCCCACUUCUUGCAGGAG